Molecule: messenger RNA, 522 nt
Organism: Entamoeba invadens IP1
Lineage: Eukaryota; Evosea; Mastigamoebida; Endamoebidae
Exons: 2
Coding region: 1-522 (173 amino acids)
Biological process (GO): signal transduction
Source: RefSeq, a predicted model, not a curated record
AUGUCAUCACAACCACCUGCUAGUAUUUCUGUGCAACUGGUGAAAAUAAUCGACUACAUUUAUCGCAAAGGGUUGGACACACCAUGCCUGAUGUUGACACGAGGAAAUGACAAAGAGAUGUUAGAGGUGAAACAUCUUCUUCAGAAAGGGGAAAGUCUUUGUGGCAAAAAGUAUAAUGUACAUACAAUGUGUGGGUUAUUAGUGUCGCACAUUAACUCAGUUCCUCCAAUUAUUCCAACUGAUAUCACCACAACGGGCCUUUCAAUGGACAAUCGAGAGAUAUGCACACUUCUCUUCAAAAAGUUAUCGACGUACAAUUACAACACUUUCUAUUACAUCAUCUCGUUUUUAAGAGAGCUCUUGUUCCACUCGGAGAAGAAUGGACUCACUUCAGACCAACUUUCACAAAUGGUAAUUGGGAUGUUUGUCCCACAAAGAGAUCCAUACUGUCCAACAACCACCACUGUCACGGAGAAAUAUGCCUCCUUUAUUAGAGACGUAUUAGACCUCAAUUUGAUGUAA